Messenger RNA from Phanerochaete carnosa HHB-10118-sp, 3821 nucleotides. RefSeq lists its product as uncharacterized. The transcript has 14 exons. NCBI's taxonomy places the organism in Eukaryota, Fungi, Basidiomycota, Agaricomycetes, Polyporales, Phanerochaetaceae. Gene Ontology annotation, molecular function: phosphorelay sensor kinase activity; histidine phosphotransfer kinase activity. The coding region runs from base 179 to 3469 and encodes 1096 amino acids. Gene Ontology annotation, biological process: phosphorelay signal transduction system; protein autophosphorylation. The record is from RefSeq and is a predicted model, not a curated record.
CCGAAUCCACUGCUCCCUUGGUCCUAACGCUCAUCCCCUCUCGCCGUCCUGGACGACGAAUACGACGAUAUCCCACUGUGAAAGGUCCUAGGGGCCUGCUACCGCUAUCCCUCGUCCUCACACCGGCGUUAGCUGCUGCAAGCUCUCCCGAUUCCGGCGUCCGUGGCUGCCCACGGUUAUGCCGUUCAGAUCCCGCACAUCGCUCAUUAGCGAAGCUGGUUCGUCGACUCAGCAGGAAAACGAGCGUCCGACCUCCAGCCUCAGCGUAGAGAAGGUCUCGACUACGAUUGCCCUCACGCCAAUGUCUCGCAGCCAGAGCGACAAGGGCUUGCCCACUCCCGUUACUCAACGGGUUACUUCCCCCCUUUCCUCACGUCGGAAGAAGAGAACUCGGAUCGUCGACAGUGCGCGAGCCAGAGGGCUCCGCGUAUACUGGGAACGUUUCCUCCGCAAGAUGGGUUCUGGCACAGCACCUUCGUCUUCGUCUGCCAUUGAUGACAGUACUGGCGAGAGCAGUACUUCGAAUCGUACGAAGCCCACCGAGAAGGAGGACCCGGACAUUCCAUUGGACGAGGUGGUGGUGGAUCGAGAGUGGGCAGACGACGUGAAGACAUCAAGUGUGACCAACUCGGACCAGGGCCAGAGUCCCGACAAGAGCGGCGGGAGCAAUCACCUGGGAGGAACGAAUACCGAUCGAGAUAGCCUUGCAAUACGCUCAGACGGCUUCUGGGGUUCGUGUUUGCCCCUCAUAUGGCUCAGGUGGCGACUAUGGCCAUUCCUACACGGUUUCUUCUCUACACGUUUCCUGGAUGAAAAAUCGGAGGAGCACUACAACAAGGAGAACUGGUUUCUGCGCAAGAACUUGGCAGUGUGGUCUUCCCUGUUCUAUAUCCUCAACUGGAUACUGGCGACUGCAUUCACUCCAAAGCCCGCUCCACUCCCCGAUGUCAUCUUCUAUUAUGCUGUGAUGCCCUUAUUCACGUUCCCGCUCCUCAUUCUGGUCAUACUUGAUUGGCCUCGCGACAGGCCGAUCACAUAUGAAAUAUUCCUUUCGUUCUCAACAUGGUCGUGGGGAAUCUACCAGCUUGUGUUCAUGCGACUAUGCAACUUUUACCUCCCUAAUGACCCAGGAAUCUAUUCUUGCCAGGAUAAGGACUUUCUGGCAACGUUCUACUAUACGACGGGUCUGCAGACGAUUGCGCUCUUCGGCCUCAAGCAGCACAGAUUUCCUGCGCUGUUGGGGAUGUUGGCUUUCCUCGCUGUCGCAUUUGCUUUGGUUGUCCCCCAACGGCAUCAGUUUUCCCGCUACGUGGUAAACUUCAUCUCGUUUCAAAUUUUCCUGCUCUACGUGCAUUUCAUGCGCGAGAAUGCGGAGCGCCGGCUCUACACGCUUCGGGACCAACUCAAAAUCCAGUUCCGUGCAACGCAGAAGGCGCAGGUCAACGAGCGCAAGGCGUCGGACUCGAAGCGACGGCUGACGUCCUAUGUUUUCCAUGAAGUGCGUGUACCCCUCAACACUGCUCUCCUCGCCGUCCAGAAUAUGGAGGCAUCGGGCAUGGUCGCCAGGGGGCAGGAAAUAGAGUUCAAAGCUCUCGAAGGAAGCCUGAGCAUGAUGUCUAAAGUGUUGAAUGACGUGCUCGACUUCAAUAGGAUGGACAGCGGACGCUUUGAGAGUGUUCUCAAGCCGUACGCGUUCCACAAGGUCAUGCGUUCGCUGUUCGUUCCACUCCAGCUCGCGACGGACGCACGGAGCUUGCACUUCGUGACCGAGCUAGAUAAAAGCAUCGAUGAUGUCGCGCGGCGUGCCCUGUAUGAGGCGAUGGGGCUCAGCGAGGAGGAGAUCGUGAAGCGUCUCGACCUGGACGAAGACGGAAUUCUAGUCGGUGAUGAGACGCGUCUCAGGCAGAUCAUCACGAAUUUAGCUAGCAACGCAUGCAAGUUCACACCUACAGGUGGAAAGCUGACAAUAACGACACGCCUGAUAAAACCCUCUCGUCUCCCACGUACAAUGACGCUAGAGUCGACGUACAGCGUCCGCGAGGUCCCGCGAGAUACGUCCCCACCGCGCCCGGGGCCUUCUACAGAUUCAGAGACACCCACUUGCAGAGACGGCGACGAGGGUCACGUACAACUAUCCGCCUCUUACCUUUCGCAACAUAACACGAUUCAUGCGAAACCGCCGCCGCCGCUCGAGUUCGUCGUUGUACGGAUAGAGGUCACAGACAGCGGAUGUGGCAUACGGCGGAAAGACAUGGUUCAGAGCAAGCUCUUCUCCGCAUUUAAUCAAACAGAGAUGGGCAGACAGCAAGGUGGAAAGGGCACAGGUCUUGGGUUGGCUCUCGUCCGCCAGAUUGUCAAGCUCAGUGGUGGUCGCCUCGGUGUGCGGUCCAGGGUUGGCGAAGGGUCGACGUUCUGGGUGGAGCUUCCUCUUGGAGUUGGUAUAAAGGCUCUUCCCGGUCUGAAGUCUGUCGAGACACCGGACAGUGUCGGCGACCACGACUACAGCUUGGCUGGGAUCAUGUCAGGUCCAGGAACAAGCCUACCACCCAGAAACUUAGCUCAAACCUUUCAGCCUCAGACAGCGACGCCGAACAGGACGACAUCCGCGCUGCACAGUAUCAUGGAGCAAGGUGGCUUGGUCGAGAUAUCUGCAAAACGAGAUGACAACUCUCCCGUGCUAACACGUACGAUCGGUGACCCAUCCACAGGCACGGAUCCUACUCCACCUGAAGCCAAAGAGGAGGCCUCGCCUACCCGGUCGAGCUGCGAACUGCCUGAGUUGCCGGCCCAUACAGUGGAGCCAGUCGCGCGGCCGAACUACGUACAGCUGCCUGCUCCGCAGGACUUUUCGCGGCACGGGUUCCCGACCUCAACAGGGUCUUCGUCGACGCUCGUACAGGGGCAAGGAGGGGCGGCCACGCCCGGCACGCCCGGCUUCGAGCACGGGAUCAAAGUGCUCGUCGUCGAUGACGAUCCGCUGACGCGCAAGCUCAUGUCGCGCAUGCUCACGCGCUUCGGGUGCAAGGUCUCGACAGCCGAGAACGGCGAGAUGGCGCUCGAGAUGAUCCUCGGCAUCGGCGGGGCUCGCAACAUCGGCACGACGCCCUCAUCCGAGGAGCCGAGCAGUGCGGGGAUGUCUGCCGAUGGCGCGCUCGGCGUGCGGACGUCCGCCGGGACGGACGAGCCCAAGUAUGCGGUCGUCUUCCUGGACAACCAAAUGCCUGUUCUAUCCGGCCUCGAGACCGUCGCGAAGCUUCGUGAGAUGGGACGCAGCGACUUCGUGGUUGGCGUUACUGGUAAUGCCCUAUUGUCUGACCAACAAGAGUAUCUCGAAGCGGGCGUGGACCAUGUACUCACGAAGCCUGUCUUUGAGAAGAGCUUGCGGGCCAUGCUCGUUAUCGCCGAAGAGCGACGAAAACGCGGGACGACACCGCAGAACGAAGUCCCCGAUCCGGCCGCACGCUCAUAACGCCUUCUCACGCUAACUUACACUGGUCUCUAAUAUGCAUUCUCUUUCCUCUCUGCAAUCAUACUAUCCUCUUUUGCAUCUGGGCCAUAGACGUUUGGGGAUGAAGCUGUCUUUUUUCUCUUGCCGUUUUCAUGGGUACCUAAUCAUCAGUAUUUCUUUCGGAUCUCGCUGCAUCGCUGUCGCAUUUUUUGUAUGUUAAUAGCCAAGCAUAUGCUCUCAUGCCUCGCCUAGUACGUUACCCGUGAUACCUCUUGCAUCAGACUUCCGCGUUGUAUAUUAGUACACCUCAACAACCCUUACUGACGUCCUUAGACUUGGUUCGCGCUUGCCAUAUAUAUGCGCUCAUCCCAAG